AAACCCCGAGCUAUGCCACCGACUUGUUCUCCUAAGUCCGGCCGGGUUCAUCCCUGUUAAACCGCUGAGUUAUCGGUUGCUUCACAGCUGUCCCUGGUGUAUCAUCCCACUAGCUCAACAUUGUGCUUGCUCAUGCAUCUUUGCUCGUGACAAGUUCGUCCUGUCGGAAGGGGACGAGCCUCUCACAGAG
This is a messenger RNA of Perkinsus marinus ATCC 50983, 190 nucleotides long. RefSeq lists its product as hypothetical. Lineage: Eukaryota; Perkinsozoa; Perkinsida; Perkinsidae. The record is from RefSeq and is a predicted model, not a curated record. The transcript has a single exon. The annotation marks the transcript as partial.